ACGCAAAUCUGCGCAUGACGUAAUGACGUAAGAGGGCAAAUCGUCUGGUGAAGCUGUCAAACAACGGCAUAUAGAGGGGAAUGGAGGAGCCCGAGGAGGAGGAGGGGUGCCGGGGGAGUCCGGAGAUGGGCACCGAAGAGGACCCCGGCGAGGAGCAGGGCGAAGAUGUAAUGGGAAAGAAAGCCGCUUCUGAGGUCUCCUCAUUGUCUGGGCAGCCUGGAGCCGGUAAAAAAAUUGGGCAUCGUGGAGUUGAUGCUUCAGGAGAAACAACAUAUAAAAAGACAACAUCUUCAACCUUAAAAGGUGCCAUUCAAUUGGGUAUUGGAUAUACUGUGGGCAACUUGAGUUCAAAACCAGAGAGGGAUGUGCUGAUGCAAGAUUUCUAUGUAGUAGAGAGUAUCUUCUUUCCCAGUGAAGGCAGUAAUCUCACUCCUGCCCAUCAUUACCCAGAUUUCCGUUUUAAGACUUAUGCACCAGUGGCUUUCCGAUACUUUCGAGAACUCUUUGGGAUUCGCCCAGAUGACUAUCUGUAUUCUCUCUGUAAUGAGCCUCUAAUUGAGCUCUCCAAUCCUGGGGCAAGUGGAUCUCUGUUUUACGUCACCAGUGAUGAUGAAUUCAUUAUCAAAACUGUUAUGCAUAAGGAGGCUGAAUUCCUCCAGAAACUCCUUCCUGGGUAUUAUAUGAAUCUGAACCAAAACCCUCGGACACUUCUGCCCAAAUUCUAUGGCUUAUACUGUGUGCAGUCUGGUGGGAAGAAUAUUCGUGUGGUGGUUAUGAACAAUAUCUUGCCACGGGUGGUGCGUAUGCAUUACAAGUAUGACCUCAAGGGUUCCACCUACAAGAGAAGGGCAUCCAAGAGAGAGCGAGAGAAACGUAGUCCCACCUACAAAGACUUAGACUUCAUACAGGAAUCACCUGAAGGACUACUUCUGGACACUGACACCUUCAGUGCAUUGGUGAAGACCAUGCAAAGGGACUGUCUGGUUUUAGAAAGCUUCAAGAUAAUGGAUUACAGCCUUCUUCUAGGCGUACACAACAUUGAGCUGCAGGAAAAAGAGCGGCAAGCAGAUGGGGCACAGAGUCAAACAGAUGAGAAGCGUCCAGUGGCACAGAAGGCACUGUACUCCACAGCAAUGGAAUCCAUUCAGGGGGGAGCAGCCCGUGGAGAAUCUAUAGACACAGAUGAUACUAUGGGAGGAAUUCCAGCUGUAAACGGAAGAGGGGAACGUCUCUUACUUUAUAUAGGAAUCAUUGACAUUCUGCAGUCAUACAGGUUAAUCAAGAAGCUGGAGCACACUUGGAAAGCUCUUGUUCAUGACGGGGACACGGUGUCUGUACACAGACCAAGUUUUUAUGCCGAACGUUUCUUCAAAUUUAUGACCAAUACAGUGUUCCGCAAGACAUUCUCACUGAAGUCCUCACCCUCCAAGAAGGGAAGAAGCACUCUUCUUGUGCCUCGCCUUAUGGGACCCUCUGCUGCUUUCUCUGCAGGACAGAUCCCCACCGAGCGUGAAGAAGGAAAAUAUGACCUACGUGGAACACGGAGCUACCCAACUCUGGAGGAUGAUGGUCGAGCAGAAUUACUGCCCUGUACACCUCCAUCUUUUGAGGAAGCCACUACUGCCUCUAUUGCUACCACCUUGUCUUCCACCUCGCUGUCUAUUCCAGAACGCUCUCCCUCUGACACUUCGGAGCACCCACGUUACCGGAGACGCACUCAGUCAUCAGGAUAUGAGGCCAGAACCCAUGAGGAAAUCCGAACAGAGGACGAAGUUCAGCAAGUUACAGUUGAGGUGGAGCCUAGACAUAGCACUGUGGUUGGAUCAGAAGAAGAAAAGCAAGGAGAGGCCUCUGGUUGUGUGGGGAAGAUCUGCCCUAUUGAGGAAACAGGAAGUCAACGGUCUGAGGAAGAUGAUGAGGUGCCUGUAACAGACAUUUAUUUUCCUCCAGAUGACCGGAGCUGGGUUUAUUCCCCUCUCCACUAUAACACCCAGGUCGAGUCGGUCUCGGACGAGGAGAGUGAUACAGCUGUGAGCAAAUUUAGAGAGUUGUGUCUUCUACCUCUUUGUCUGGGUUAUGGGGAAGAGAAAGCAAACAAUGGAACUGAUGAGCCCAGCAAACACACCUGCUAGCACCAUCAUAGAAACUAGUAACUUCUAUGCAGAUAUCUGAUGAUAAAGGAGACCUCAUGUUACCUUCUUGCCCUUUCACCCAGAAGCAGAACUAAAGAAGGGAAUUAUGGUAAGCUGCGGAUCCGGAGAAGAGAUGACCAAGCAACAGUGUGCGCCACCCUACUCCUACAGUCUACUGUACUAUUAUGUGUACUUGUGGUAUAAUCCCUCGGUGUGCAUUUAUUCCUGGGUGUGCCAGUACUUGGCAAACAACUGCUUUUCUUUUCAGUUUGUACAAACUUUAUUUGUGGUCGGUGAGAUGGGAAAGAAAAGCAAUUUAACCUUGAUAGGACAUAAGCUGUAUCUCUUUUUCAAUCCUGAACGGUUUCAUAUAGGAAGAAUGCAAACCAGAAAUACGUAAUCUUUGUUUUUUAGAUUUACAAAACUAUGUUCCUCACAGUCUAUCAUUUAUGGUGAUAGUUGAAUCCUCUAUAAGCUCACACUGUAAAUGUAAUGUAUCUGGCUGGAAAGAGAACCAAGGAAAUGAUUGACCUACUGAUUGCUGCAUCUCUGGCUAGAUUUCAUUAUAACAAUGCUUUUUAUAUAUGUGUUUAAUCCUUUGUGUUUUGUUUUGUUUUACUUUAUUUUUACCACGUUAGGUAGUAAGCAAUAGGAGUGUUUAGGACUAUCUUAUUUUACUGUUGAAUGUUUACAUUUUAGGACUAGUUGAGUGAUCUGAAUUUAGUAUUGACCACCACCCUACUGUAAUGAAGUUAUGUACUGGUUUAGCAUUUUAUAGCAGUUGCACUGCAACAUUCAGCACUUUUAUCCUGCAGAUGAUAUUCUACAUCUGCUUCCAUAGCUUUGUAUAGUGUGUGUAUGCAAGACAUCAGACACGGACAUAGGAUACAGUAUGCAGACCACAACAGUAACCUGAACCUAUCUGAUAUAUCCAUACUGUAUUGUUACAGGGUUUUUUUUUUAAGCCCGUCUAAUUCCCAGACUUUAAUUCAUAGAUAGAUCUGUAUGAAACGUUUUACUUCCAUUUAUGAAUUCCAUAGAGAUGUUUCAACAAAGAGCCAGUGUUUUUCAAACCUCGCCACAGGUAGCACACACUGUAUUUUGACUUUGAUUGAAAGCAAUAAGACUUAUUUUGUUUUCUCUCCCAUUUUUAUUUAUUUAUUUAUUUUUAAAUUAAUAUUGUGUUCUGCUAAGCUAUACAUUUUGGGUGAAGCUGCCUACACCUUUUUUAUGCUCUUACAUACUACUUUAAAAUAUGCAGCAAUUGUGUCAUUGAAAAAUGUUUCAAAGCUGCUCAAAAAAUUUUUUUUGUGUUCUAUAGAUAUCUUUAUAUUUGCACAUUUAUAUGCCUGUAAUUAUGGAGCUAUACAACAGGCAUGACUAAUAUGAAUGGAGCCAAGGGUAAUGUCCCAUUUAGUGUUUUUGGGGUAUGAUAAAUCUGGAGGAUAACACAGCUAAACUUUGUAACAUCUGCCAAGCUGCAAGCUUUCCCAUCUUCUGCAGUUCACCGUAAUAAAGAGUACCCCAUCAUUUUUACAGCAGCGGAUGUGUGUAUGUAUGUAUUUACGACUGAAACUUAACACAUUGAAAACUGAGUCACUCCUUUAGUUUUUAAUUGUCUUGCACUUCUAGUUUGUGUGCAUUUCUAUGAUUUCUUUGUAUUGAUGUUAAGGUUCUAUAUGUAUAUUGGUUUUGAUCCUUGGAGGUUGUAACCAUGACAGAAAAUAUUUCAGCUCAUAUACUGCGGUGUGUACAUUUAAAUGCAUAUUAUUUCAGUUCUGUUCUUUUUUGUUUGGUUUGGGGUUUUUUUAAGCAUUCAUUUUCUGAACUGUGCACAGAUGUUAUUUUGUAUUUAGAUUGUGUUGUGAAUGUCUAUCACUAUUUAGAUGUAACCCUGAAAUAAAUAAAAAGUUGGAUUUAGUUAAGCAAGCUGUAAAUUGAUGUAAAUAAUAACGUUUCACUUUGUGUUUCUUGGUGAUUGUGUCCUUUUUUUUCUGAUGGCUGCUAUUAUAUAGUGAAUUUAUCAGAAUUAUCAAACUGUAUUAAAGCAUUCUGCCAAUGUGUUUUGA
This is a messenger RNA of Pseudophryne corroboree (corroboree frog), 4201 nucleotides long. It is a transcript of the gene PIP5K1C, whose product is annotated as phosphatidylinositol-4-phosphate 5-kinase type 1 gamma. Gene Ontology annotation, cellular component: plasma membrane. Gene Ontology annotation, biological process: phosphatidylinositol phosphate biosynthetic process. The record is from RefSeq and is a predicted model, not a curated record. The transcript is spliced from 19 exons. Gene Ontology annotation, molecular function: 1-phosphatidylinositol-4-phosphate 5-kinase activity. Bases 81 to 2132 code for a protein of 683 amino acids. NCBI's taxonomy places the organism in Eukaryota, Metazoa, Chordata, Amphibia, Anura, Myobatrachidae.